AAUUUAUUAAAAAUCGAUGUUUAUAGAAUCAGUUGAUCACUCUACUCCAAGAACAAUUGGAGAUCAUGAAAGUAGUUAUAAAUAAUCGAUUUAGUUACAGAGCCAGAAUUUAAUAUAAAAAUCAACUACAAACUUGAAGUUAGAAAAUGUCAUCUACUCUAAUAGUUCCUGAGAUAUUAAGUAGAAAAUACUCAAAAGAGCAUUGUAAAGCUAGGAAAAAAACUUUCUAAUGAUGAGGUAAUUAUAUAUCUUGCAUGUUUUAAUUUAAUAUUUGCUCGUUAUUAUAUUUAUUUGUUUUAAUUUAAUUUUAUUAGGUAAAAAAUAAAAGGAUCUCAAGAAAAAAUUCAUUUACAAAACCUUUCAAAUGCUCAAAUUGUUCCCAUACUUAUUCUUCAAAGGCAGCCUUAAAGUAGCAUCUAAAAUUCAAACAUUUUGAAGAUCACACUCCUUUAACUCAACCUUUAGAUUUAUAAAAAGUAUUAGUUGAACCAUUAUCCUAAAUAUGAAAUAAAUUUGUUAAUUUAUAUUUUGUAUUAUAAAAAAG
Molecule: messenger RNA, 544 nt
Organism: Paramecium sonneborni
Lineage: Eukaryota; Ciliophora; Oligohymenophorea; Peniculida; Parameciidae
Source: the annotation of a GenBank genome assembly